AUGAAAGCAAACAAUAAUAAGGAAACGCAUUUCCGCUACAGUUCUCGUGUUUCAAGGUGUUCUACUUCUUCCACUUUUGGGUUCACAAUGCCAUCAGAUGGCGGCACUUAUGAGAAAUCGAAGAGGGUAUGGAUAUGGACAGAAAGCAAGCAAGUCAUGACUGCUGCUGUCGAAAGAGGUUGGAAUACCUUCAUCUUCUUGUCCAAGCAUAGACAGCUUGCUAUUGAGUGGUCAUCAAUCGCCUUUAUAUAUCCUUUAUUUAUUGAGGAAGGAGAAGUUUUGGGUGGCGAGAACAAAAUGGUUGCCAAUAUUUUUGAGGUUUCAACUUCCCAAGAAUUGCAGCAGCUUCAACCAGAAAAUGGGAAGGCUGAGAAUGUUAUUAUUGAUCUAUUGGAUUGGCAGAUAAUACCUGCAGAGAAUAUUGUUGCAGCAUUUCAAGGCAGUCGAAAGACAGUGUUUGCCAUCUCAAAAACUCAUUCUGAAGCACAAAUCUACUUUGAGGCCUUGGAGCAUGGUUUGGGUGGAGUUGUUCUAAAAGUUGAAGAUGUUGAAGCUGUUCUUAAGUUAGAGGACCAUUUUAACAUAAGGAAUGAAGCAAACAAUCUGUUGAGCUUGACCAAAGCCAUUGUAACUAGAGUUCAAGUAGCCGAAAUGGGUGAUCGAGUUUGUGUGGAUCUCUGUAGCCUCAUGAAACCUGGUGAAGGACUUCUGGUGGAAAUGGAUCAAGAAUCAUAUGCUAUUGAUGUAGAAUGGGGACCAGUACAUGCAUAUGUCUCAAUUCCAGGUGGAAGGACUAGCUAUCUUUCAGAGCUAAAAGCAGGUAAGGAAGUUGUGGUGGUUGAUCAGAAAGGGCAGCUGCGAACUGCAAUUGUUGGCCGUAUAAAGAUAGAAACUAGACCUCUUAUCCUUGUUGAAGCAAAGGCAUCAUUAAACACAAGCAUGGUGUCCCUCUAUUAUCAGUCGCAACUUCUUGCAACUAUAGGCAUCACAUUUCUCUUGUCACGUAUUGUGGUUCCACUUGACUCAGCCUUGCUAGCAUCAGAAGGCAAGGCUUUGCUUGAGAGUGGAUGGUGGAGUAACUGCAGCAAUCUCCCUUCAGAUCAUUGCAGGUGGCCUGGUAUAGUUUGUAAUGAGGCUGGAAGCAUCAUUGGGAUUUCUCCACCUUCAAAGUUCCUCAAGGUGAGAACUAAGUUUGGGAAUAUGAACUUUUCUUGCUUCUCAAACCUUGUUCAUCUCGACCUGGCCAACCAUGAGCUCGAGUGGAGGCAUCCCACCUCAAAUUUCUGUCCUUUCAAAACUCGGGUAUCUCAACCUCGUCCUUGA
This is a messenger RNA of Dovyalis caffra, 1323 nucleotides long. Lineage: Eukaryota; Viridiplantae; Streptophyta; Magnoliopsida; Malpighiales; Salicaceae. The record is from the annotation of a GenBank genome assembly.